Messenger RNA from Varanus komodoensis (Komodo dragon), 1654 nucleotides. RefSeq names its product pleckstrin (gene PLEK). Gene Ontology annotation, biological process: actin cytoskeleton organization; intracellular signal transduction. The record is from RefSeq and is a predicted model, not a curated record. The transcript is spliced from 9 exons. The coding region runs from base 41 to 1114 and encodes 357 amino acids. NCBI's taxonomy places the organism in Eukaryota, Metazoa, Chordata, Lepidosauria, Squamata, Varanidae. Gene Ontology annotation, cellular component: plasma membrane.
AUGCAUUUGGAUUCCGUGGGAGCUAAAGAUCGAUACAAGGAUGGAACAAGGGCUUGAGCGAGAACCCAGGCGAAUAAGGGAGGGAUACUUAGUGAAGAAGGGUAGCAUGUUUAACAGCUGGAAACCAAUGUGGGUAGUGCUGUCAGAAGAUGCAAUUGAAUUCUUCAAGAAGAAGACUGACAACAGUCCUAAAGGAAUGAUUCCUCUAAAGGGAAGCACCCUGACGAGCCCCUGCCAGGAUUUUGGUAAAAGAAUGUUUGUCAUCAAACUCACAACUACCAAACAACAAGAUCACUUCUUCCAAGCUUCUCACCUUGAAGAGAGAGAUGCCUGGGUAAAAGACAUCCGAAAGGCCAUUAAAUGCAUCUUAGGAGGACAAAGGUUUUCCAGGAAAUCUACAAGGAAGUCUAUCAAGCUUCCUACAACAAUUAAUCUGAGUGCUGUAUAUCUCUCGAUGAAAGACCCUGACAAAGGGAUACGAGAAGAAACUCUGGAAAAAGACAAGAAAAUUUAUAAUCAUUGUUUUACAGGUACUACCGUCAUUGACUGGCUGCUGUCGAACAAUUCCACCCGAAACCGCCAAGAGGGUCUCGUGCUGGCAUCUGCCCUGUUGAACGAAGGCUAUUUUCAGCCCGCUGGGGAUAUAUCCAAGAAUGCAGCAGAAGGCUUGUCGGAAACUUCCUUCCUCGACCAUGAGGAUGCCUUUUAUUACUUCGCAGACAGUGGCUUUUUCUGUGAAGGAAAUUCCAGUGAUGAUGAUGGAGUCUUCAAGGAAGAGUUCAGAGGCAUAGUGGUCAAACAGGGAUGUCUACUGAAACAGGGGCACCGGAGAAAAAACUGGAAAGUCCGGAAGUUUGUGCUCAGAGAGGACCCUGCCUACGUGCACUACUACGAUCCUGCUGGGGGAGAGGAGCCACUUGGAGCUAUUCACUUAAGAGGUUGUGUGGUAACUGCAGUGGAAGAUACACCAGAUGGCAAGAAAAAUGAAGUGGGAGGGAACUUGUUUGAAAUCAUUACUGCAAACGAGGUGCACUUCAUCCUGCAGGCGGCCACGGCUGCAGAACGCACAGAAUGGAUCAAGGCCAUUCAGACUGUCUCCAGGACUGGAAAAUGAAAAUGAUGGAUCGUGGCACAGCAGUGGACAACUAGUGGUCCUCCGCAUGGCAAUGCUGGCUCAAGCUGAUCGGAGUUGCAGUCCAGCAACAUCUGGAGAGACCCUGGUGGCCCACAUCCCAUGCAGCAAAAGGAAGUGUUUUAUGUUCCCAGGGAUUUUUCACCAGGCAGCUCUUUGUAACUUUGCUUAUAUACAUGAAUAUCAGGGUGGGUGGAAUCUUUCUUUGGGAAUAUUUAUCAUGCUUGUCUCCUAACGACCAUCUGUAACUGCCCAUUAUCUAAAAUAGAAUAAUUUAGUAUAAUCAAUCUGUGAUGCACACAUUUCUUACUUCUUACCACUUAGAUAAGGGGAGCUGCUUUGAGGCAGAAGCAUGAAUAAGCGUUAGGCCAGGCUUAUGAUUUCUGUAUAUGAUGGUAGUGAACAAAUGUUUGGUUUCUAAAAGUUGUCUUGUAUUUGUAUCGACUAUCCUCAUCUUCAGGCACUUCAUAUUCACCUGUAAAAGACCCUACUCAAAUAAACAGAGUUCUGUUUGUGCCAAAA